AUGUCUGCUUCAGUUGCUGGGUCGAGUACCCCAUCGCCUUUGAGAGAUUGGUUGCUGCCAAUGCCACAGGAUAUUGGGAUCGACGAUUCGUUUUCAAACGACCUUAUUCGACAAUUCGACAAGAAACGAUCGCGAUUACGCGUAGAAAUGAUGCAACAGUCCGGCACUGCUGGUCCUGCUGCUUUUCCACCACCACCAUUGACCGAUUCAGAAGACAACGAUUCCAUAUCAACAUCGUCACCACAGCAACCAUCACCACAGCAACAACAAAGACAAGGUGAUUAUCUUCAGCAACGUCGGCGUCAAGAACUCAUCGAUCAAGAAAAAGAGAAACGACGUCGUUCAGCAGGUGAUUUAUUACGACGAUCAUCAGCUUAUUUGCGUGCCAAGAUUGAUGCUUUUCGAGGAAGUACUCGUUCGCAUGAUAAUCUACGGGAAAGGUAUUCAUCGACAACAACAACACCGCCACCACCACCACCAGCGGCAGCCUCAUCCUCCCCAUCCAAGCUUGUUGUCAAUACAACGAUUGCUAUUCCGCAAUUCAAUACUUCUACACAGCAAAGCCGGUUCUUGUCUCCUGCAGCAGCAGCUAUUCAGCCACCUGUUAUUACACAAUAUCCUCCAAAGCCUCUAAAGUAUUCACCUAUUGAUCCACCUUCGGAUGAUACAAGCAGUAGCAGUCGUCAUGGCAACAACAAACGCCAUCAUGGUAUUAUCCAGCAUCGUAUCUCGUUACCAGCGUUGCGUGUGGUGGGUAGAGCUUCAGGAGAACCUCGUAGGCGUUCUGAUGUAGGUGUCGGUCGACAACAACAGAAAAAGACAUCAUCGUCGGGCGGUGGUCCAGGGGAUAAGAAAUUGCCAUUUGGUGCUUUCAACAGGAAGGGGAAGGAGCGAGCAACGGCUUCUUCAGCGCCACCCACCUUGCUGAAUAAUGGUACCUGUGAUCCGCAACAGCAACAUGGCAACCCAUAA
Messenger RNA from Lichtheimia ornata, 972 nucleotides. RefSeq lists its product as uncharacterized. Bases 1 to 972 code for a protein of 323 amino acids. The record is from RefSeq and is a predicted model, not a curated record. The transcript has 2 exons. Lineage: Eukaryota; Fungi; Mucoromycota; Mucoromycetes; Mucorales; Lichtheimiaceae.